Misgurnus anguillicaudatus (oriental weatherfish) is the source of this 1211-nucleotide messenger RNA. The record is from RefSeq and is a predicted model, not a curated record. Lineage: Eukaryota; Metazoa; Chordata; Actinopteri; Cypriniformes; Cobitidae.
GGAGUUGCAGGUUUGUCACAAUGAGAUUAAAAAUCUCAUUGUCUGUGUGUUGGCUGUUGUUGUUGUAUGAUGGAAUAACCAUUGGAGUGGCAGAUACAGGCUCAUGUUCUCAGCCCUCAAUGCUUUGCUGUCUUGGACAAGAUAACGGCUGCUACCGCGGGUGUUAUUGUGAUGAGAUGUGCAUGGUGUUUAGGGACUGCUGCAGUGACUACAUUCAGACAUGCUAUUCAAUGGAUAUUGUUUCAGUUAAUGGCACGGUGGAUCCUGUAUCAACAACUUCAGAUCCAUAUUUACCACCAUCGCCAAUGAUGACCUCUCAUUCAGUACUCACAACUGCACCACAAACAACAGAAGUUGAUCCCUGCUCCAACUACAAUGUGUUGGAUGAUCUCUGGAGAUCCACCAGUAAUCAGGAUUCAUCUCAGAUAAUGUGUGACAUGAAUGUGGAUUGGGCGGGUUGGUAUCGUCUCAUCAUUCAGGGUGAGAGUGUUCAGAUGCCAGACACAUGUGUUCAAGAAUACAGAUGUGGUACUAAUGCACCACUGUGGUUAAGUGGUGGACAUCCAACGGUUGAAGAUGGAGUGGUCACACGAGACGUCUGUGGUCACUGGAACGGUGACUGCUGUUAUUUCCACUCCAAUCCCAUUAGAGUCAAAGCCUGUCCAGACAAUUAUUAUGUCUAUGAGUUUGUGAGACCAACUGGCUGCUAUUUGGCAUACUGUGCAGAUGUUACAAACAUUAUCACAACUCCAACCUCAAUCAUAGAAACUACAACUGUACCUACAACUCUCAGCUAUGACCCAUGCUAUCAGUAUAACACUAUUGAUGAAUAUUGGAGAGAUAUACGGCUAAACCCAUACCAGGACUAUGGACAUGAUGACACUACUGUUGAGUGGAACGGCUGGUAUCGACUGUAUUUGAAUGGAACAAAUGCUCAGAUGUCUGAAUGGUGUGUAAAUUCAAUGGGAUGUGGUGGUGAAACUGGACUGUAUCUCAGCGGUUCUCAUCCACGACUUGAGGAUGGAGUGGUGACCCGUGAGGUUGUAGGAAGCAAUAUGUGGUGGUAUUACUACAACAACAACCAGUGUGGUCAGUACAGAUCCAACCCCAUCCAAGUCAAAGCUUGUCCAGAAGAUUAUUAUGUCUAUGAACUCGUCACACCAGAUGUGUCAAUCUACAGACCGUCAUACUGUGCAGGUAAAGAUCUCUGA